AUGGUGGAUAUAAACAUUGUUAAACUUAUUUUUUUUCAUAUUUGUAUAUUAGAAGGUCUUACACAAUAUGAUGAAAAUUUUUGGGAACAAAGCGGAAAAUUUGAAGGCGAUAUUGAUAUUGAUAUGGUAGACGUACGAAAUGGUUUAAAAGACACAAAACACAGAUGGCCAAAUGGAAUUGUGCCGUAUGAAAUUGAAAAAGAUGAUUUUUCCGAUGAAGAAAUUGACGAAAUCAAAAAUGUGAUUAAAUAUUAUCAUAAUGAAACUUGUAUUCAAUUUAAAAAACGUGACGAUACAGACGAUGCAUGGCUUACAUUUCGAGGUGAUAAUGAAGGAUGUUAUUCUUCUGUUGGAAGAAAAGGUGAUGGAGGACAAACAAUCAACUUGAAACCUCCAAAAUGUGUGAGAAAAGGGAUUAUUACACAUGAAAUGUUACAUGCUUUAGGAUUUUUCCAUCAACAAAGUUCAACGGAGAGAGAUGAUUAUGUAACAAUUCUUUGGGACAAUAUAGAAGAUGGUAAAGAACAUAAUUUUUUAAAGUACAACGCAUCUACUGUAACAAAUUUUGGCUAUGAAUAUGACUAUCAAAGUGUGAUGCAUUAUAGUGGAAAAGCUUUUUCAAAAAAUGGAGAAAAUACAAUUGUCGCUAAGAAUGAAAAUACAACUCUUGGGCAACGGAAAGGCUUCAGUGAAUUAGACCUAACAAAAUUAAAAGCGAUGUACAGCGAUGAAUGUAAAAAACGUCAGAAAGAUGCAUCAUUGGUCGAAGAUAUUAAUUCGUUGUGGACAAUGAUAACAAAACACUAAUUUUCUUUAAUUAUCGAAAUAAACAUUGAA
Messenger RNA from Chrysoperla carnea, 837 nucleotides. Its product is annotated as zinc metalloproteinase nas-15-like. Gene Ontology annotation, molecular function: metalloendopeptidase activity; zinc ion binding. The record is from RefSeq and is a predicted model, not a curated record. Gene Ontology annotation, biological process: proteolysis. NCBI's taxonomy places the organism in Eukaryota, Metazoa, Arthropoda, Insecta, Neuroptera, Chrysopidae. The transcript has 6 exons. The coding region runs from base 1 to 807 and encodes 268 amino acids.